Molecule: messenger RNA, 1134 nt
Organism: Aethalodelphis obliquidens (Pacific white-sided dolphin)
Lineage: Eukaryota; Metazoa; Chordata; Mammalia; Artiodactyla; Delphinidae
Gene: PDCL2
Product: phosducin like 2
Exons: 6
Coding region: 91-819 (242 amino acids)
Biological process (GO): protein folding
Cellular component (GO): cytoplasm
Source: RefSeq, a predicted model, not a curated record
GCUCCCCUGUGGCUUCGAGGGGACGUCGGAGCCAGGAGUCCCCGCCAGGAGUUAGACGACACCGGCGUGUGAGGGGCGAGGCGGAACACCAUGCAGGAUCCAAAUGAAGAUACAGAAUGGAAUGACAUUUUAAGAGAUUUUGGCAUUCUUCCUCCAAAAGAAGAGCCAAAAGAUGAAAUUGAAGAAAUGGUUUUACGUUUACAGAAAGAAGCAAUGGUUAAACCAUACGAAAAGAUGACUCUUGCACAGUUGAAGGAAGCUGAAGAUGAAUUUGAUGAUGAAGAUAUGAGAGCUAUUGAAAUAUAUAGAGAAAAGCGGUUACAGGAAUGGAAAGCUCUUAAGAAAAAACAAAAAUUUGGGGAAUUAAGAGAAAUUUCUGGAAAUCAGUAUGUGAAUGAAGUCACAAAUGCAGAAAAGGAUGUGUGGGUUAUAAUUCACCUAUACAGAUCAAGCAUCCCAAUGUGUUCGUUGGUUAACCAGCAUCUUAGUCUCCUAGCAAGAAAGUUUCCUGAAACUAAAUUUGUUAAAGCCAUUGUGAAUAGCUGUAUUCAACACUACCAUGACAAUUGUUUACCAACAAUUUUUGUUUAUAAAAAUGGUCAGAUAGAAGGCAAAUUCAUUGGAAUUAUAGAAUGUGGAGGGAUAAAUCUCAAGCUAGAAGAACUUGAAUGGAAGCUAGCAGAAGUUGGAGCAAUACAGACUGAUUUGGAAGAAAACCCCAAAAGAGUCAUUGUAGAUGUGAUGGUAUCUUCAAUUAGAAACACUUCUAUUUAUGAUGACACUAAUAGCUCAAACAGUGAUAAUGAUGAUACCAAAUAGAAAUAUUUAAUAAAUAGCUUUAAAGUGUUUAUAUAUGGAAUAUUUUAUUUGCCACUGCCUUUAUAAUAAAGAUCAGAAAAUUCAUAAAUAAAUUUCUUUUCUAUAUUAGAAUUAUAGCUUAUAUGUCAUUAUAAAAACUUUCAGGUAUUUUAGAAUAUUCAUUGCCUCCAACAAAACUAGAAUUUGUACUGAACCCUUAAUAUUUGUUUGUGAUUUAUCUUUUUUCGGAUCCUUAUUGGACAAAAACAAAAAUAUUACAAGUCCUCUGUGUUGCCUGCUCACUUCCAAAGAGGCCUGUGGAUAAAAAUGAUGAAA